AUGGCUAAACCGAAAUUGCUUAGCUUGGACGCAUUUGCAAAAACAGCUGAUGAUGUAAAAGUUAAGACAACUAGUGGUGGUGUCAUUACGUUAAUCUGUUUGAUUGUAACUUUGAUACUGGUUACGAACGAGUACUUCGAUUAUCAAACAGUAGUUAUUCGACCUGAGCUAGUGGUAGAUAGAGACCACGCAAAAAAGCUAGACAUUUCUUUGAAUGUGACAUUUCAUCACAUCCCUUGCGAACUUCUAGCGAUGGAUAUUAUGGAUAUAACUGGCGAUCUACAGAUUGACCUUCUUAUGUCCGGGUUUCAGAAAACUCGAGUAGUAGAUGGUCUGGCAAAAGAGACGACUGAAUUAAGGGUCAAUGAAUACAAGCAAGAGAACAAUAAGUUAACUAAUAGCAACAAUCCAUAUUACUGUGGUAGCUGCUACGGAGCUUUAAAUCAAAAAGAUAAUGAAAACAAACCUUUCGACGAGAAACUCUGUUGCAAUACCUGCGAAUCUGUGAAGAAAGCUUACGCAAAGGCAGGAUGGGCUUUUUAUGACGGAAGGAACAUUGAGCAGUGCGAAAAUGAGGGUUAUGUGCAACUGGUCACUUCGAUGGUUGAUGAAGGAUGCCAGGUUUCUGGAACUGCACAGAUAAAUAGAGUGUCAGGUAAUCUUCAUUUUGCUCCUGGGAGUUCGUUAACCAGCGGCUCCCGCCAUAUUCAUGAUUUAUCACUUUUCGAAAAGUAUCCGGAUAAGUUCAACUUUGAUCAUACUGUGAAUCAUCUUUCUUUUGGAAAGACAAUCGACAAUCAGGAGAUGUCCACUCACCCUCUUGAUGGAUAUGAGGCAGCUACCGGAAAUAAAAACCAUCUUUAUUCAUAUUUUUUGAAAGUGGUAGCAACUAGAUAUGAGUCUAUGUCAGGAUUGAAGUGGGACACAAACCAGUUUUCAGCCACGUAUCAUGAUAGGCCAUUGGAAGGUGGUCGUGACUCUGAUCAUCCAAACACUUUACAUGCUUCAGGAGGAAUACCGGGAGCGUUUUUUCAUUUUGAAAUAUCUCCUUUAAAAAUAAUUAACAGGGAACAAUAUUCAAAGACACGGUCUGCUUUUGCUCUUGGGGUUAGCGCAAGCGUUGCAGGAGUCUUAACUCUCGGAUCUGUUUUGGAUAAGACAAUAUGGACUGCAGAUCAAAUUCUUCGACAGAAAAAGGAUUUGUAG
Komagataella phaffii GS115 is the source of this 1206-nucleotide messenger RNA. RefSeq lists its product as uncharacterized. The transcript has a single exon. Gene Ontology annotation, biological process: retrograde vesicle-mediated transport, Golgi to endoplasmic reticulum; endoplasmic reticulum to Golgi vesicle-mediated transport. The record is from RefSeq and is a predicted model, not a curated record. Lineage: Eukaryota; Fungi; Ascomycota; Pichiomycetes; Pichiales; Pichiaceae. The coding region runs from base 1 to 1206 and encodes 401 amino acids. Gene Ontology annotation, cellular component: Golgi membrane; endoplasmic reticulum; endoplasmic reticulum membrane.